AUGGCAGCUCUCGCCAGCUCUCUCAUCAGACAGAAACGGGCAGUCAAGGACGACCACGCCAACCGACCGGUAGCCAGCAAACGUAAGCCCUGUCCCAAGAGCAACAAGUCCCUGUGCCAGAAGCAGAUCCUGGUCCUCAUCUCCAAAGUGCGCCUGUGCGGGGGUCGGAAAGGGCGCAACGAAAAAAGGCCAGAGCCUCAGCUGAAAGGCAUCGUGACGCGUCUGUUCAGCCAGCAUGGAUACUAUCUGCAGAUGCAGCCUGAUGGGACUGUGGACAGCACAAGGGAUGAAGGCAGUUCUUUCACACAGUUCAACUUAAUUCCAGUGGGACUGAGAAUAGUGGCUAUCCAGGGUGCGAAGACAGGACUGUACCUGGCCAUGAACAGCGAAGGCUACCUCUACACCUCUGAGCACUUUACCCCAGAGUGCAAGUUCAAGGAGAGUGUGUUUGAGAACUACUACGUGACAUACUCCUCCAUGCUGUACCGGCAGACCCAGUCAGGGCGGUCCUGGUAUAUCGGUAUCAAUCGGGAUGGCCAGAUCAUGAAGGGGAACAGGGUCAAGAAGAACAAGGGAGCAGCUCACUUCCUGCCUAAAGUUAUAGAAGUUGCCAUGUAUAAAGAGCCGUCACUACAUGAGCUGGCCAGUGAACCAGUAAGUCCUCCGAGGAAAACGGUCAAGACGUCCGAUUCUCCGUCCCUCAAGAAUGGGCGGAAAGAGGCUCCCAAAGCAGACGCCUCAUAG
Molecule: messenger RNA, 744 nt
Organism: Boleophthalmus pectinirostris (great blue-spotted mudskipper)
Lineage: Eukaryota; Metazoa; Chordata; Actinopteri; Gobiiformes; Gobiidae
Gene: fgf11b
Product: fibroblast growth factor 11b
Exons: 5
Coding region: 1-744 (247 amino acids)
Biological process (GO): positive regulation of cell population proliferation; positive regulation of protein phosphorylation; cell differentiation
Cellular component (GO): cytoplasm
Molecular function (GO): growth factor activity; fibroblast growth factor receptor binding
Source: RefSeq, a predicted model, not a curated record